AAAAAAAAAAGUCACCACGGAGCUGGGGGUUAGCGGGCCGAGGAAUAAAUAGAGGACCGGGCAUCCCGGCCGGCGGCGACAACCGCACCGCACCGCGCCCACAGACGCACGCCACGCCACUCAGCGCCUCGGCAACACCGCGUCCCUGCUCGCGCCUCGGCCGCCCGGCUGGUGGGGAUCGACCCGUCCGCCGCCGCCGGAGAUCGCUGCUGGCGAGGGCCUGAAGAGGGGGCGGGGAUUUGAUUUGCGAUUUCGGUUCGUGCGGCUGCGGCGAUGGGGGUGCUGUCGCGGCCGGAGGAGGUGCCGGCGCUGCUCAGGCUCAAGCUGGCGGCGGGGCGGAUCAGGCGCCAGAUCCCGCCCCAGGAGCACUGGGCCUUCGCCUACGACAUGCUCCAGCGGGUCUCCCGCAGCUUCGCGCUCGUCAUCCAGCAGCUCGGCCCAGAGCUCCGCAAUGCCGUGUGCGUCUUCUACCUCGUGCUCCGGGCCCUGGACACCGUCGAGGACGACACCGCCAUCCCUAACGAGGUCAAGCUGCCCAUCCUUCGGGACUUCUACCGCCACAUCUACAACCCGGACUGGCUUUUUUCAUGUGGAGCAAACGACUACAGAGUGCUCAUGGAUAAUUUUAGACAAGUCUCCACCGCUUUCCUGGAGCUAGGCGAAGGAUACCAAAAGGCUAUUGAAGAAAUCACUAGGCGAAUGGGAGCAGGAAUGGCUAAAUUUAUAUGCACGGAGGUUGAAACCAUUGAUGACUAUGAUGAGUACUGCCACUAUGUAGCAGGGCUAGUAGGCUAUGGACUUUCUAGGCUCUUUCAUGCUACUGGCACAGAAGAUUUGGCUCCGGAUCAUCUUUCAAAUUCAAUGGGUUUAUUUCUACAGAAAACCAAUAUAAUAAGGGAUUAUUUGGAGGACAUAAAUGAGAUACCAAGGUGCCGUAUGUUCUGGCCUCGGGAAAUAUGGAGUAAAUAUGUUGAUAAACUUGAGGAUUUAAAAUAUGAGGAAAAUUCAGAAAAGGCCGUGCAGUGCUUGAAUGAUAUGGUGACCAAUGCUUUGAUCCAUGCCCAAGAUUGCCUUCAAUACAUGUCAGCAUUGAAGGACAAUUCCAAUUUUCGAUUUUGUGCAAUACCUCAGAUAAUGGCAAUUGGGACCUGUGCUAUUUGCUACAAUAAUGUGAAAGUCUUUAGAGGAGUUGUUAAGAUGAGGCGUGGGCUCACUGCACGGGUAAUUGAUGAGACCAAAUCGAUAUCAGAUGUCUAUUCUGCUUUCUAUGAAUUCUCUUCAUUGCUAGAGUCGAAGAUUGAUGAUAACGACCCAAAUGCUGCGCUGACACGGAGGCGUGUGGAUGCAAUAAAGAAAACUUGCAAGUCAUCCGGCCUGCUGAAGAGAAGGGGUUAUGAUCUGGAGAAAUCAAUGUACAGAAUGCCUAUGCUGGUCAUGAUUGUGCUUCUCUUGGUGGCUAUUAUCUUGGGUGUACUGUAUGGCAAGUGAUCCGGUCAAGAUCUCCCUCUUAUGUUCUUAGUGGCACCGCCUUCCCUGUAUGGUUUUGCACGUGUACCUCCUGACUGCAGAUGGAUAUGUUUGGUUUGCAUGUAGUAUUGUGCUAUGUACCCUGCUGGUGCCAUGCAUGCUAAUUAUUUUGUUCCUUAUUUGUGUCGUCUCAUAUGUUGUUCCAGCUUGUAAUUUGUUUGAAUCUAGGAGAGACUUACUUAGUGACAUGUAUCCUAUGAAUUUGGCGUGGCGCCUUGGUUGACAGUGAUGCUGCAUUUUGUUGAUUUGUGACUGAUGUAUGUGAUGCAUAUCAUUUUGC
Triticum aestivum (bread wheat) is the source of this 1807-nucleotide messenger RNA. Its product is annotated as squalene synthase 1. Gene Ontology annotation, molecular function: squalene synthase [NAD(P)H] activity. NCBI's taxonomy places the organism in Eukaryota, Viridiplantae, Streptophyta, Magnoliopsida, Poales, Poaceae. Gene Ontology annotation, biological process: lipid biosynthetic process; farnesyl diphosphate metabolic process. The record is from RefSeq and is a predicted model, not a curated record. The transcript is spliced from 14 exons. Bases 274 to 1488 code for a protein of 404 amino acids. Gene Ontology annotation, cellular component: endoplasmic reticulum membrane.